Messenger RNA from Rhincodon typus (whale shark), 1442 nucleotides. It is a transcript of the gene cfap300, whose product is annotated as cilia and flagella associated protein 300. Bases 188 to 880 code for a protein of 230 amino acids. The record is from RefSeq and is a predicted model, not a curated record. NCBI's taxonomy places the organism in Eukaryota, Metazoa, Chordata, Chondrichthyes, Orectolobiformes, Rhincodontidae. The transcript has 7 exons.
AGUUAGCAACUCACUUGUUGUGAACAGCUGAAGGAUAUGCUAUUUGAUACAAUCUGCCAGUCUUUGGGAAUUAUGGUUUACCAAUCUGGCACUGAAAGUCAUAUAUCACAUCCCUCAUUUGUGUGAAAGAAGGACAUCCCAUGAGUAACCAACACCACUCUUAAUCGUAGUAGCAUGAAACAGGUCAAUGCAUGGAAGGAUUACCGUGCAGGUUUUCAGUUUUGACCAAUGCUUCCAGUCUUAUGAAAAGGACAGUUUUGUACUGGCAUUUUUCCAGGAUCCAAAUGUUUUGGCUAAUCUAAAAGUACUCUCACCUUUAUCUUCUCAAUGGACAACUCUAGGGAAAGAAGUUAAGGAAAUAGAGGCUGAAGAGGUUCCUUGUAAUCAACUUUCAAUGUUAUUCUUUGACUGUUUGUACACUGAAGGGAUUGUGCGAGAAACAGGACACAUUACAAAAUGUCUGGAUGAGUUUUAUGAGGACUUUGUUAUCUCUGAUCAGCUGCGGCAGGUGUUACUUUUGGAAGAAUCGGAUAAAUAUCAAAUAUUCAGUGAUAAAGAACGUGAGGAAUUUGUCUUUCGUAUCUUCAAACAUCUCUGUUUGGGUGGAGUCCUCUGCCAAUAUGAAGACACAAUUGAUCCUUAUCUGGAAACCUGCAAGACAAUGUACAAGGAGUUGGUCAGUGUACAGAAAGAUCCGGAUACAAAAGAUAUACGCAUCAUCUCCACAGUAUUAAAGGUAACAGCUCGUGAUGAUUAUGGCAUUUGCUACCCUUCAACAAACAAGCAUGAACAGACCUUUGCCUAUCUGAUAGUGGAUCCCCUAAAACGUCACGUACAUGUGCUAUACCAUUGCUUUGGAGGAGGAUUAUUUUGUAACUAACAUUUAAAGUGCCUUUGUUAGAACAUUAAUAUUAUUUAGUUGAAAAUGUUCUAUGGUGAAAACAUUCUGUGUUAUAAGAAGUAAAACGAAGGAUUAUUUGUUUCAAUAUUUGGGACUUCUCUUUGUACAUCUUUGUAUUCAAUUGGAAUUGAAAGUGGAAAAAAAUGUAGGCAGCUUCAAAAAUUCUGCAAAGUACAGUUCCUUAAGUUGUUUAUUUGGCUAAAUAGCAAAGUUUGUUAAUGACUGUUUUAUCACAAGAGUUUUCUUGAGAUAUUUAUAAACUAUAUCUGGAAAAUCUGAAUCUUACGAAAUAUAUGUUUAGUGUAACUUACCUUUUCAUUACUCGUUAAACUAUUUUGGAUAUAAUGCCAUUCUUUUCAUCUAAAAACUUUCAACACAGUUGAAUAUCUUUGCACAUGUUUUUUUAACACGUCUGGUGCAGACAAGAUGGACUGAAUGGCCUCCUCUUUCACCUUAACAAUUCUGUGAUUCUAUAACAAUUCUGUGAUUUAGAGUUUCUAGAGUUAAUAAAAAUCUAUCUGAAAUGUAACUUAUAUAUGCU